CUUUAAUAUUUAAGGUUAUGUUUAAUAAAUUUGUUUUAAAAACUUUUAAAUAAAGUUUACUUUAACCCAUUUUAAAAAUGCCGGUGUUAUCAAGAAUAAGGGACUUCUUUUACAGGCAUAAAAAUAAGUUUAUUGUUAGCGGUGUUAUUAUUACUGGAUCCAUUCUACUGACCAGAUAUGCCCAACAAAAGUUAAGGGAGUGGCAGGAGCAGCAUGCAAAAGAGUUUUUAGAAAGAACCAGAAAACAACAACAUUUUGAGAGCACAGAACGUACUUGUAAUCAAACUAUUCUUAGUUUGCUCAAUCCAUUACUGGAAUCAUUAUCAAGAGCACUAGAUACUGAUGCAGUUUUGGAAGAAAUAAAAAGAAAUCCAGGGAGUAAAAUUAAACUAUGGGAAGAGCUGAAAGUCAAAAUAUUUGCAAAAGUUACCUGUUUUAUUUACAUUGCUGUUGUAUUAGUAAUCACAUGUAGAUUACAACUUGGUCUAUUAGGUGGUCACCUUUUCAAAAACCCAGACUCUGUUAGUCCAAAUGUUCAAGAAAAGUAUUUGCUUUUGUGUAAUAAACUGCUUCAAGAAGGUAUAGAGAGAUUAUCAACGUUCUUUGAGAAAGAGUACUCAAAAAUAUUAGGACCAUUGUCACUUAAAAAACCAAUGAAAUUAGUUGACUUAGAGAAGAUAUUUUGGGAUGUACAAACAGCUACUAAAAACAGUGUGUUGGAUCCUGUAGAACAUAUGAAAGAGUAUAUAAUUCCAAAAGAUAAACAAACAAAUCCUAAAAUUUAUGAUGACAUGAUUCAGGACACUGCUGAUAUAAUAGAAAGUGACGAAAUAAAAACUUUGGCAACUUCAUGUAUUAGUAGGGGCUUCAUUUUAUUAGGUGACAGCAUUUCUGAAUUUUAUAAGCCACAGAAAAAUGAAACAGGAACAUCAAAUGAUACAUUUAUUCAUCCUUCCCAAAUUGAAAUAGCACUUGCCAAAUUAAUUCCUAUUCUGUCUGGUAUUAUGACUAAAAAUGCCUUCCCAGAACAUUUAAUACAACAGUUGAUUACACAUGAUAAGCUUAAAGUCUUAAGUGCAAAUAUAUAUGAAGCUUUUAGUUAGUCAUUUCAAUUUUAUGUUUUGGAUUACAAUGUGAUACUUUAAGUAAGACACAUUUUGGGUAAAGGAAUUUAAAAUUAAGGAAAAGAGAAAUGUAUCUGUGAUUGAAACUUAUUAUAGGUACCAUAUAAAUCAUUGUCAGAUCAGUAUGGUGAAUUUCGCUCAGAUUGAUUUUAGUUUUGUAUAAACUUAAAUAAACCUAUUUUUGUGAGCAAAAUAUAAAUUGAAAGCCAGUUUUGGGACUAGCAAAUCAGUUAACUCGUAAAAUCACCUAGAAAUUCUGUUUUCAUAGUUUAAUCACUUAAGCAAAACUCUUUCAAGAUUUAUAUUGCUUUUUUAAUUUUAAAAUGAAAGUGGACAGUGUCACAGUGAACUUUUUCUUAGUUUAAUAGACAUGUAGCUUUCAUUAGGUGCCACUUCUAUAUAUAUAAAUGGAAGAACUCCAACUUUUCAGAUUUAUAAAAAAAAUGCUUCUUUUCAAAAUGAAAGCGUUUUACAUAAUGUAUUUCUAAUUAAAGUACUUCUACUUGUUUAAACUACUUUAAGACAAAAGAUAUUGUAAAAAGUUAUCAGAAGUUGUAAAGCUUUGUUAUAGUAUUAAUUGAUUACAACACGAAAAAUUUUUUGGAAAUAUGAUUUUAUUGUAAGUUAUAUGUAAAUCUUUAUUAGUAAGGAGCACUAGUUUCCAAAUAUUUAUA
This is a messenger RNA of Agrilus planipennis (emerald ash borer), 1798 nucleotides long. RefSeq names its product peroxisomal biogenesis factor 3. Gene Ontology annotation, molecular function: protein-macromolecule adaptor activity. The record is from RefSeq and is a predicted model, not a curated record. The transcript is spliced from 4 exons. Gene Ontology annotation, cellular component: peroxisomal membrane. Lineage: Eukaryota; Metazoa; Arthropoda; Insecta; Coleoptera; Buprestidae. Gene Ontology annotation, biological process: protein import into peroxisome membrane. The coding region runs from base 78 to 1103 and encodes 341 amino acids.